Molecule: messenger RNA, 7976 nt
Organism: Sciurus carolinensis (gray squirrel)
Lineage: Eukaryota; Metazoa; Chordata; Mammalia; Rodentia; Sciuridae
Gene: Tnc
Product: tenascin C
Exons: 29
Coding region: 465-7346 (2293 amino acids)
Molecular function (GO): protein binding
Source: RefSeq, a predicted model, not a curated record
AGUGCGUCUUUCAUGAGCUAACCCUGUUCCGCUGGGAGGGCUGUUCCUUUAAUUCACCAACUGAAAAAGUGGGAAAGGAUGUCUGGAGGCGAGGCGUCCCAUUACAGGGGAAGGAGCUGGCUAUAUAAGCCAGCCAAAGCUGGCUGCUCUGGCCACAGCCUGCCUACUGUCACACGCCUCUCCCGCGCAGACACACGCCCCCGCCUCCGGUCGGCACAAAGACAGCGGCUGGGGGACGCUGGGGGCCGCGCACGUGGGAACCCCGCUGCUGCUCAAGCCCAGGUGUUUCUUCAUGGAACCGGUGCACCUCCGGAUCUAGGUCUUUUCCACCAGGGAAAGAGAAGGUCACUCUUUCCAGAAGAUCAGAGACAACCACUUUGGAUUCUACUUUGCAUUCCUAAAUCCCAGAUUCUACUGAGAAUAAGACAGUAGAGCCACAGCAACGAGCAGAGCCCACCACGACCAUGGGGGUCAUGACCCGAGUGCUGUCCGGCAUCUUCCUAGCAUUGCUUGCCCUCCCUUCAGAAGGUGGAGUCCUUAAAAAAGUCAUCCGGCACAAGCGACAGAGUGGGGUGAACGUCUCCCUGCCGGAGGAGAACCAGCCAGUGGUGUUUAACCAUGUCUACAACAUCAAGCUGCCCGUGGGGUCACAGUGUUCGGUGGAUCUGGAAUCAGCCAGUGGGGAGAAAGACCUGGCCCCACCGUCAGAGCCCAGUGGAAGCUUCCAGGAGCACACCGUGGAUGGGGAAAACCAAAUCGUCUUCACGCACCGCAUCAACAUCCCUCGCCGCGCCUGCGGCUGCGCGGCAGCCCCUGACGUGAAGGAGCUCCUGAGCCGGCUGGAGGAGCUGGAGGUCCUGGUGUCCUCCCUGCGGGAGCAAUGCACCAUGGGAGCAGGCUGCUGUCUCCAACCUGCCGAAGGCCGCCUGGACACGCGGCCCUUCUGCAGCGGCCGUGGCAACUUCAGCACAGAAGGCUGCGGCUGCAUCUGUGAACCUGGCUGGAAAGGCCCCAACUGCUCUGAGCCUGAAUGCCCAGGGAACUGUAACCUUCGAGGCCAAUGCCUCGACGGACAGUGUGUCUGCGACGAGGGCUUCACUGGUGAGGACUGCAGCCAGCUGGCCUGUCCCAGCGAUUGCAAUGACCAGGGCAGGUGCGUGAACGGGGUCUGCGUGUGCUUCGAAGGCUACGCGGGGGCCGACUGCAGCCAGGAGGUCUGCCCGGUGCCCUGCAGCGCGGAGCACGGCACGUGCGUGGACGGCCGGUGCGUGUGCCGAGACGGCUUCGCGGGCGAGGACUGCACCGAGCCCCUGUGUCUCAACAACUGCUUCAACCGCGGGCGCUGCGUGGAGAACGAGUGCGUGUGCGACGAGGGCUUCACGGGCGACGACUGCAGCGAGCUCGUCUGCCCCAACGACUGCUUCGACCGCGGUCGCUGCCUCAACGGCACCUGCUACUGCGAGGAGGGCUUCACGGGCGAGGACUGCGGCCAACUCACCUGCCCCAACGCCUGCCACGGACGCGGCCAGUGCGAGGAGGGUCAGUGCGUGUGCGACGAAGGUUUCGCAGGCGCAGACUGCAGCGAGAAGCGCUGUCCCGCCGACUGUCACCACCGCGGCCGCUGCCUCAAUGGCCAGUGCGAGUGCGACGAUGGAUUCACGGGCGCAGACUGUGGGGAGCUUCAAUGCCCCAAUGGCUGUAGCGGCCACGGCCGCUGCGUCAACGGCCAGUGCGUGUGUGACGAGGGCUACACCGCAGAGGACUGCAGCCAGCAGCGGUGCCCCAAUGACUGCCACGGCCGGGGCCGCUGCGUCCAGGGCCAGUGCGUGUGCGAACAGGGCUUCAAGGGUUACGACUGCAGUGACAUGAGCUGCCCCAAUGACUGCCACCAGCACGGCCGCUGUGUGAACGGCAUGUGCGUCUGUGACGACGGUUACACCGGGGAAGACUGCCGGGACCUCCGGUGUCCCCGGGACUGCAGCAACCGCGGCCGCUGUGUGGACGGGAAGUGCCUAUGCGAGGACGGCUUCACGGGCCCCGACUGUGCCGAGCUGGCCUGCCCCAGUGACUGCCAUGGCCAGGGCCGCUGCGUGAACGGGCAGUGCGUGUGCUACGAGGGCUUUGCAGGCAAAGAGUGCAAGGAGCAAAGGUGUCCAAGUGACUGCCACGGCCAGGGCCGCUGCGUGGACGGCCAGUGCAUCUGUCACCAGGGCUUCACAGGCCCCGACUGUGGGCAGCGCUCCUGCCCCAAUGACUGCAGUGAAAGGGGACAGUGUGUCACCGGUCACUGCAUCUGCAUCGAGGGCUACACAGGGGAAGACUGCUCAGAGGUGUCCCCUCCCAAAGACCUCAUUGUGACGGAAGUGACGGAAGAGACCGUCAACCUGGCCUGGGACAAUGAGAUGCGGGUAACGGAGUACCUCAUCGUGUACACGCCCACCCACGCCGACGGCCUGGAGAUGCAGUUCCGCGUGCCCGGGGACCAGACAUCCACCACCAUCCGGGAGCUGGAGCCUGGUGUGGAGUACUUUGUCCGCGUGUUCGCCAUCCUAGAGAACAAAAGGAGCAUUCCCGUCAGCGCCAGGGUGGCCACCUACCUGCCUGCACCUGAAGGCCUGAAAUUCAAGUCCAUCAAAGAGACAUCUGUGGAAGUGGAAUGGGACCCUCUAGACAUUGCAUUCGAAACGUGGGAGAUCAUCUUCCGGAAUAUGAAUAAAGAAGAUGAGGAAGAAAUCACCAAAAGUCUGAGAAGGCCGGAGACCUCGUACCGGCAAACUGGUCUAGCUCCUGGGCAAGAAUAUGAGAUCUCGCUGCACAUCGUGAAAAACAAUACCCGGGGCCCCGGCCUGAAGAGAGUGACCACCACCCGCCUGGAUGCCCCCAGCCAGAUGGAGGUGAAAGAUGUCACUGACACCACAGCUCUGGUCACCUGGUUCAAGCCCCUGGCUGAGAUCGAUGGCCUUGAGCUCUCCUACGGCAUCAAAGAUGCGCCCGGUGACCGCACCACCGUCGACCUCACGCACGACGAGAAUCAGUACUCCAUUGGGAACCUGAAGCCCGACACCGAGUACGAGGUGUCCCUCAUCUCCCGCAGGGGUGAGAUGUCCAGCAACCCGGCCACAGAGACCUUCACCACAGGUCUGGAUGCUCCCAGGAAUCUCCGGCGUGUCUCCCAGACUGACAGCAGCAUCACCUUGGAAUGGAGAAAUGUCAAGUCGGCCAUCGACAGCUACAGAAUUAAGUAUGCACCCAUCUCUGGUGGUGACCACGCCGAGGUCGAUGUUCCAAAGAGUCAACAGGCCACAACGAAAACCACACUCACUGGUCUGAGGCCGGGAACUGAAUAUGGAAUUGGAGUUUCCGCUGUGAAGCAGGACAAAGAGAGCGAUCCAGCAACCAUCAAUGCAGCCACAGAAAUUGAUGCACCCAAGGACCUUCAAGUUUCUGACACAACGGACAGCAGCCUGACCCUGGUCUGGAGGACACCAUUGGCCAAGUUUGACCGCUACCGCCUCAAUUACAGCCUUCCCACCGGCCAGUCAGCAGAGGCCCAACUUCCAAGAGAUACCACCUCCUAUGUCCUCAGAGGCCUGGAACCAGGCCAGGAAUACACCGUCCUCCUAACGGCCGAGAAGGGCAGACAUAGGAGCAAGCCCGCACGUGCCAAAGCAUCCACCGAACAAGUCCCUGGACUGGAAAAUCUCACGGUGACUGAGGCCAGCUGGGAUGGCCUCAAACUCAACUGGACAGCAGCUGACCAGGCCUAUGAGUACUUUGUCAUUCAGGUGCAGGAGGCCAACAAGGUGGAGACUGCUCAGAACCUCACGGUGUCCGGCAGCCUCCGGGCUGUGGACAUCCCUGGCCUCAAGGCUGCCACCCCUUACAGAGUCUCCAUGUUCGGGGUGAUCCGGGGCCACAGAACACCAGUGCUCUCUGCCGAGGCCUUCACAGGAGAAUCUCCCAAAUUGGGAGAAGUCACGGUGGCCGAGGUGGCCUGGGACACCCUCAAGCUCAACUGGACAGCUCCAGAGGGGGCCUAUGAGCACUUUGUCAUUCAGGUGCAGGAGACUGACACCGGAGAGGUGGCCCAGAACCUCACAGUCCCAGGAGGACUGAGGUCCGUGGACCUGCCUGGGCUCAGGUCAGCCACACGCUAUAGCAUCACCAUCCGCGGGGUCGCUUGGGACUUCAGCACAGCCCCUCUCUCUGUUGAAGCCUUGACAGAGAAGGUUCCAGAUCUGGGAAACCUCACAGUGACCGAGGUUAGCUGGGAUGCCCUCAGACUGGACUGGACCACACCCGAUGGCACCUAUGACCAGUUUAUCAUUCAGGUCCAAAAGGCUGGCCAGGUGGAAGAGGCUCAUAAUCUCACGAUUCCCGGCAGCCUGCGCUCAGUGAAGAUCCCAGGCCUCAGGGCUGGCACCCCUUACACAGUCACCCUGCGCGGCGAGCUCAGGGGCCACAGUACUCAGCCUCUUGCUGUGGAGGCCAUCACAGAGGAGCUCCCCCAGCUGGGAGACUUAGUCGUGACUGAGGCCGGCUGGGAUGGCCUCAAACUCAACUGGACAGCAGCUGACCAGGCCUAUGAGCACUUUGUCAUUCAGGUGCAGGAGGCCAAUAAGGUGGAGGCCGCUCAGAAUCUCACGGUGCCUGGCAGCCUCCGGGCUGUGGACAUCCCCGGCCUCAAAGCUGCCACCCCUUACAGAGUCACCCUCUAUGGGGUGAUCCGGGGCCAUAGAACACCAGUGCUCUCUGCCGAGGCCUUCACAGCUGAAGAACCUGAAAUGGGAAACUUAAAUGUUUCUGACAUAACUCCUCAGAGCUUCAACCUGUCCUGGACAGCAACUGACGGGGCCUUCGAGACCUUUACCAUUGAAAUUAUUGAUUCCAAUAGGUUGCUGCAAACCGCGGAACAUAAUGUCUCUGGUGCUGAACGAACUGCCCACAUCUCAGGGCUUCCCCCUAGUACUGAUUUCAUUAUCUACCUCUCUGGACUUGCUCCCAGCAUUCGGACCAAAACCAUCAGCACCACAGCCUCCACAGAGCCAGAGCCACAGUUGGGCACGCUAAUUCUUAGCAACAUUACUCCUGACAGCUUCAACGUGUCAUGGACCACUCAAGCUGGGCUUUUUGCAAAGAUUGUUAUCAAUGUGAGCAAUGCUCGGUCACUGCAUGAGGCCCAGCAAUUCACAGUCCCAGGAGAUGUACAGCAGGCUCACAUCUCUGGCUUGGUGGAGAACACUGGCUAUGACGUUAGUGUGGCAGGGACCACCUGGGCUGGUGACCCCUCUAGACCCCUCACUGCCUUUGUCAUUACAGAGGCCUUGCCCCUUCUGGAAAACCUAACCAUUUCCGACAUUAAUCCCUACGGGUUCACAGUUUCCUGGAUGGCAUCGGAGAAUGCCUUUGACAGCUUUCUAGUCACGGUGGUGGAUUCUGGGAAGCUGCUGGAUCCCCAGGAAUUCACACUUUCAGGAGCCCAGAGGAAGCUGGAGCUUAGAGGCCUCAUAACGGGCAUUGGCUAUGAGGUCAUGGUCUCUGGCUUCACCCAAGGGCACCAAACCAAGCCCCUGAGGGCUGAGAUCACUACAGAAGCUGAACCGGAAGUUGACAACCUUCUGGUUUCAGAUGCCACCCCAGACGGUUUCCGUCUGUCCUGGACAGCUGAUGAAGGGAUUUUCGACAGUUUUGUUCUCAGAAUCAGAGAUACCAAAAAGCAAUCUGAACCACAGGAAAUAAUCCUCCCUUCCUCUGAACGUACCAGGGACAUAACAAAUCUCAGAGAGGCCACUGAAUAUGAAAUUGAACUCUAUGGAAUAAGCAAUGGAAGGCGGUCCCAGCCAGUCAGUGCCAUAGCAACAACAGCCAUGGGCUCUCCAAAGGAGCUGAUUUUCUCAGACAUCACUGAAAACUCAGCCACUGUCAGCUGGACGGCACCCACUGCCCAGGUGGAGAGCUUCCGGAUUACCUACGUACCCAUGACAGGAGGUGCACCCUCCAUGGUAACUGUGGAUGGAACCCAGACUGAGACCAGGCUGGUGAAGCUCAUUCCUGGGGUGGAGUACCUGGUCAGCGUCAUCUCCAUGAAGGGCUUUGAGGAAAGCGAACCUGUCUCAGGGUCACUCACCACAGCUCUGGAUGGUCCAUCCGGCCUGGUGACAGCCAACAUCACCGACUCGGAAGCCUUGGCCAUGUGGCAGCCAGCCAUUGCCACUGUGGACAGUUAUGUCAUCUCCUACACAGGGGAGAGAGUGCCAGAAAUUACACGCACGGUGUCCGGGAACACGGUAGAAUACGCGCUGACUGACCUCGAGCCUGCCACAGAGUACACCCUGAGAAUCUUUGCGGAGAAAGGGCCCCAGAAGAGCUCCCCCAUCACUGCCAAGUUCACCACAGACAUUGAUUCUCCAAGAGACUUGACUGCCACUGAGGUACAGUCAGAAACUGCCCUCCUCACCUGGAGACCUCCCCGAGCAUCGGUCACUGGUUACCUCCUGGUCUAUGAAUCCGUGGAUGGCACAGUCAAGGAAGUCAUUGUGGGACCUGACACCACUUCCUACAGCCUGGCAGACCUGAGCCCGUCCACCCACUACACAGCCCGGAUCCAGGCAUUGAAUGGGCCACUGAGGAGCAAGCUCAUCCAAACCAUCUUCACCACCAUUGGACUCCUGUACCCAUUCCCCAGGGACUGCUCCCAAGCAAUGCUGAAUGGAGACACGACCUCUGGCCUCUACACCAUUUACCUCAAUGGCGACAAGGCCCAGGCACUGGAAGUCUUCUGCGACAUGACCUCUGACGGGGGCGGAUGGAUCGUGUUCCUGAGACGCAAAAAUGGACGUGAGGACUUCUAUCGAAACUGGAAGGCCUAUGCUGCAGGAUUCGGGGACCGCAGAGAAGAAUUCUGGCUUGGACUGGAUAAUCUGAGCAAAAUCACAGCCCAAGGGCAGUACGAGCUGCGGGUGGACCUGCAAGACCAUGGGGAGACAGCCUUCGCCGUCUACGACAAGUUCAGCGUGGGAGACGCCAAGACUCGCUACAGGCUGAAGGUGGAGGGGUACAGCGGAACAGCAGGUGACUCCAUGGCUUACCACAAUGGCAGAUCCUUCUCCACCUUCGACAAGGACACAGACUCAGCCAUCACCAACUGUGCCCUGUCCUAUAAAGGGGCUUUCUGGUACAAGAACUGUCACCGUGUCAACCUGAUGGGAAGAUAUGGGGAUGAUAACCACAGUCAGGGGGUUAACUGGUUCCACUGGAAGGGCCACGAGCAUUCAAUCCAGUUUGCUGAGAUGAAGCUGAGACCCAGCAACUUCCGAAACCUCGAAGGCAGGCGCAAACGGGCAUGAAUUCCGGGGACCACUGGGUGAGAGAGGAGUAGGGCCCAGAGAAAGGAAAGGAUUUUACCAAAGCAUCCAAACAACCCUCCAACCAUCAAGCACGCCUGGGCAUCUGGCAAGAGUCAAGCUGACCACGGAUCACGGAGAAACUGGCCUCCCCCAUCUGCGAUGACUUCCUUCGCACCAAAGACGAGAGUCUGCAACAGGUUUCCGCUUGGUGGUUCAAUUCAGCGAAAAUCUUCCAGUGACGGCGACACCAUAGUUUUACUUCUCCUGGGGGGGUCUCUGGGAAAGGGAGCGGGGGAGGCUGUACAGUGGUAGUUUGUUCUAGAACCAGCCAUAUUUUACACAAAGCUGUAUAAUUAAUUAUCAUUAUUUUUGUUAGCAAAGAGAAAAUGUGUGUCAUUGGAAGCUUCCCCACCUCCGGCCCCCAACGUUUUUUCUUUUUACAUUUCAUUCAGCCGAAACCAGAAAAGCAAUACUGUUCCCAUUUCAAGGAGAUGAUUAAUAUUAUUAAUAUAAGAAUAAUGAUGAGGAUGAAAACUAAGGAUUUUUAAAGAGAUCCUCCUUUUCCAAACACAUCUGGACAGUACCUGAUUGUAUUUUUUUUUAAUAAAAGCACAAGUACUUUUGAGUUGG